Molecule: messenger RNA, 2558 nt
Organism: Bombina bombina (fire-bellied toad)
Lineage: Eukaryota; Metazoa; Chordata; Amphibia; Anura; Bombinatoridae
Gene: TAF8
Product: TATA-box binding protein associated factor 8
Exons: 9
Coding region: 47-1039 (330 amino acids)
Biological process (GO): transcription initiation at RNA polymerase II promoter
Cellular component (GO): transcription factor TFIID complex
Molecular function (GO): protein heterodimerization activity
Source: RefSeq, a predicted model, not a curated record
GGACUACAUUUCCCAGCAUGCCACUUGUGCGCACUCAGGGUCUAAGAUGGCGGAGACUUCUGUGGCUGUGACGGCAUCUGCUAGCAGUGGAACGAUACGUAGCAGCUUCCGUACUUGUGGAAUACAGGGCGAUGUGGGGUUGAAUCACGUGGCCAACAUGCCCAUAUCUGAUUGGCAGAAAUCAUGUUCACGUGGAUCCUCUACUCCUGCUGAUAAUUAUUACCUGGCACGGAGGCGCACAUUGCAGGUUGUAGUAAGCUCCCUGCUCACAGAGGCCGGAUUUGAGAGUUCAGAGAAGGCUGCUGUGGAGACCCUUACGGAAAUGUUACAGAGCUACUUGUCAGAGAUAGGACGCAGUGCCAAGUCAUACUGUGAGCACACCGCAAGGACGCAGCCCACCCUGCCAGAUAUUGUGGUGACAUUAAUAGAAAUGGGGUUCAACAUAGACACUUUGCCUGCAUAUGCCAAACGCUCCCAGAGGAUGGUGAUAACUGCACCACCUGUGACAAAUCACCCUGUAACUCCAAAGGCUCUGAGUGCUGGACAGAACAAGCCACACCCUGCUCAUAUUCCAAGCCAUCUCCCAGAGUUCCCUGAUCCACACACUUACAUCAAGACUCCGACAUGUCGGGAACCAAUGGUUGGUUACCAGGUCCUGCGAGAGAAGGCGGCAUCUCAGCGUAGAGAUGUGGAACGGGCCUUAACCAGGUUUAUGGCAAAGACUGGCGAGACACAGAGUUUGUUCAAGGAUGACACCAGCACCUUCCCAUUGAUUGCAGCCAGGCCACAAUCCAUUCCAUAUCUGAACGCUCUUCUUCCGUCAGAGCUGGAGCUACAACAGGUGGAAGAAACAGAUUCUUCAGAGCAGGAUGAACAGACAGAUACAGAGAACCUCUCCAUGCACAUGCAGGCGGACGAGUCUGCAGAGAAGGAAAACUCUGUUUUACAACAGAAUUCCCUUAAAUGUGGCGAAGAAACACUGAUAGACAAUCCUUAUCUGCGGCCUGUGAAAAAACCCAAGUUAAGACGCAAGAAGUGACAUUUUGUGAACAGGGUGUGGGUUUUGGGAGGCUCUCAGAGGGACAGUUUGUUAUAACGGAAGAUGGAGCAGAUUUCUGUACAGGUCCCAUACAACAUCUUAUGACCUGACUCCUGGGAAGAGCUCUCAUCAAUUUGUGAAUAUUAACGAUGGAUACUCUGUGCUGCAGGAUGUGAACUGGAAUACAGAUUUAAUCCUUCUUGCAUUAGAUGUAAAUAUACAAUUAAACAUAAAUGGAUUUUUUUGCAGCCAUUGCUCUGAUGAACACCAAAACAUUGGAUCUCCAUUGUGAGAUGGUUCCACUGCAAGAGGGCACUGCUUUCAUUCCAAACAGUGGAUUGGGGUGCAGUAACAAUCAAUAAUUUAAUUUCAUAAUAAAACAAAAAACUUGAACUUUUUCUAGAUAUUUUUUGUGUUGGUGGGAAUGUAUUGGAUAUACAGUACCUCUCAUUGCUAAUGGUGCCUUAUUGUAACAAGUACAGAAGAACCAAGACCAGAAAAUACAAGGAAGUGAUAAACUCUGAUUUAAGUAAUCACAUACCUAAACGUAGCAACUUUUACAAAGCCAUACAGCACAUUCACAUUGGCAUAAAUAGAAUAAGCACUGUGUGAUGGGCAUAAACCAUGUAAAGCAGUGUUACCCAACUCCAGUCCUCAGGGCCCAUAACAAGCCAGAUUUUCAUAAUAUCUUAAUUAGAUAGGUGAAAUAAUUAACUGAUGGGGGAGCUGAUUAUUUCACCUGUGCUCUACUUAAGAUGUAAUGAAAACCUGACUGUGUUUGGGAAACACUGAUGUAGAGGGACAUUCUUGUAUAAAAUGAAAUGCAUUUAUUUGAUAGAACAUUUUGUUCUUAAACAAUUUCUUUCAUUUUACUGCAUAAUGGUUACAUACAUAGUCAAAGUUGUGCUCCUGUGCCACUUCAGAUGAAGAUACAGUUGGUGAGCCAAUGAGAAAAACCUAUAAAUAAAUAGAUACAUCCAUUAAUUAGAGUAUAUGCAUCUGGAGUGGAAUAGGGUUGUUCCAGGAGUUCAACUCUGGCUGUUUUUAACCCUUUUGAAGAUGUUAAAGGGACAACAGUCAAGUCCAAAAUAAACUUUCAUGAUUCAGAUAGAGCAUAUAAUUUUAAACAACUUUCCAAUUUACUUUUAUCACCAAUUUUGCUUUGUUCUUUUGGUAUUCUUAGUUAAAAGCUAAACCUAGGUAGGCUCAUAUGCUAAUUUCUUAGACCUUGAAGGCCGCCUCUAAUCUAAAUGCAUUUUGACAGGUUUUUCACCACUAGAGGGCGUUAGUUCAUGUGUGUCAUAUAGAUAACAUUGAGCUCACGCACGUGAAGUUACCUAGGAGUUAGCACUAAUUGGCUAAAAUGCAAGUCUGUCAAAAGAACUAAAAUAAGGGGGCAGUCUGCAGAGGCUUAGAUACAAGGUAAUAACAGAGGGAAAACAUGUAUUAUUAUAACUGUUGGUUAUGCAAAACUGGGGAAUGGGUAAUAAAGGGAUUAUCUAUCUUUUUAAACAACAAA